UCCUCACAUUCUCCAGUCUGCCGUGCAGCACCCCGUUCAUUCACACAUUUCUCUCUGACCAGCUUCCUCUUCAUCCCGUCAUGUCCGCGGCCAGCACCGAGACCAGCGCGGGGAGCCGCGUCUUCUUCCAAGGUGCGCCCGGGGUGGGCUGCGUGGGGUCCGGCCCCAUCAAUGGGGAGGAUCCGGUCCAAAAGAAGCAGGGCAAGGUGACGGUCAAAUACGACAGGAAGGAGCUGCGGAAAAGACUGGUGCUGGAGGAGUGGAUCAUUGAGCAGCUCAGUGAUUUGUAUGACUGCGAGGAGGACGAGAUGCCCGAGGUAGAGAUAGAUAUUGAUGACUUGUUGGAGGUGAACAAUGACGAUGAAAGAGCCAGCAAACUUCAGGAAUCAUUAAUAGACUGCUACAAACCAACAGAUGAUUUUGUUCGCGAACUGCUGUGCAGGAUAAGGGGAAUGAGGAAACUCAGUGCUCCAACCAAGAAGGGUCUAUAAUGGCUUCGUAGCAACCAUCGACGAAACAUUAAGCAACGCCAUCUCAGCUCUACCAACUUCAUCCACUGAACAUGGGCUGUCAUCGCACCAAAUAAUUCAUUAGACGAUUAAUACCUACUUUGCGACUGGCAAACAUGUUCCGUUAAAUACAUAAAUUAGCUCUGGCCAUUCAUGUCACACAAAAAACCAUGGUUUAUUGUAAUAUUUGACUGUUAUAAGGUAAUCAUGCUUAACAGAACCAACAAAAGAUUUAAUAAGCAACGGGAAAAUGUUAAUUUGAAUGUGUCAGAAUGGAAAUGUGCUUUAAUAUGGAUACCAAGUUAUUACUUUUAAUACAAAAAGCAGCCAUUAAGAAAAUAGAUCGUGAAUCUUGAAAAGUGGUGGAAAUGGGUGGGUCUGGAUUUGCUGUAGCACUAUGUAAAGUGCUUCAGGAUUUUGUUGUUUUAUAAAUGAGGUGUUUUUCUGUUACGUCUCUUUAAAUAAUAAUAACGUAUGAUAUGUUGCAGUUUUUAUUGUUUGAAUGAACCAAAUGUUGUUUCCAGCUGGUUUUGUUAGUGUCAGCCUCCUAAGUAAUUGAAUUGUUAUGUUUUUUAGAAGCCAAACUUCCUGUAAAAAUGUACUAAGGUUUUUGCAUAUUGUUCCUGUAAGCUUACGCAAGAUUUAAUGGGUUUUGCCUUUUCUUUUUAAUAUGAGACUGCAAAUCACUGUAUCAUUUGUGGCUUGAAGAGCAUGGAAUAUGUAUAUUCUUAAGCUUCUUCAAUAGAUAAUGAAAAGUUGGCCAUUAGGAUUUUUGCUUAAAGCUCCCACAUAUCUGUUUCUUGCAGUUUUGCAAAGCAAUUCUUUGGAUAAUCGCUGUAAGAGUACUGUGGGUCACUUUCCUCUCUUCUCGGCAGUGAUCCUAAAAUACUGAUGGCCAAAAAGUGAACGCGAUUGAGUCAGAACCAAAGGGCGACUUGAAAAACACUGACACUUUGACCUGUUAUGGCCUGCUACAUCCUAAAUCGUAUGCAUCACCGAGGUGGGUGUGAUCCUGCUUUUGAAAAGAGAUUAAGCUUGGUAACAUGUCUGAAAGGGUACAGAACCAUAGGGAUUUUUAUAUAGGAUUUAGCAAAUAUGUUGUAAAUUUUAGGUUUAAAAGAUUGUUUUAAUAAUUUACUUUUGUUAAUAAUAUCCGCACCAACAUGCUGAAAAACAUGUUGGCUCUGGUACAAUCACGCCUCCUAAUAUGGAUGGGACUCGGCCCCAUUUCAUUUCCGAGCAGUUGACGGUAAUGUGACAAACGGAAAAGUGGAAAUUGAGACAUAAUUAGCUGUCAAAAACAAACACAGAACAGUUAGAUGUUAACAUGAUUCACACUGGUCCUGCAUGCUUGCAACACAGGCACAAACACUAACAAUUAUCUAAUAAUCCCUUUUUUGAAUAAAAAAAUACUUUUUUUUUUACCUGGCUACUAUGUACGACUUUUCUUUUGAGGCAACGUGAGUAUCACGUUGAAUAGAAUCCAGGAAAUUUUGAAAUGGUGCUGUUUUUGAUGUUCUUCCCAGAGUCUAGUUAUGUAAAAAAUGUUUUCCAACAUUACCGGAGAAACUUGUCUGUGAGAAAUAUGUGUGUUGAAAACUCUGUCCUCUUUGUUCAUCUUUUUUUUUCAUCUCUGUUGGCCUGGUGAGGCUCCAUCUCAGUGAAAAAGCACUGUUUAUUUAGUUCAAAACUUGAUAUUUUCUAGUUUUGAACUGAAGCUCAUAACUGAUGUAAAAGCCAUUAGUGGAAUUUGAGAACCAUCCAAGAUUCCUGUAAAGACACUGUCUGGGAUUUUCUUUUAAAGAGUUCAGGGCCAAGACGUACACAUAAAUAUUUAUGCGAUUUCAUGUGAGAACUAUUUUGAAAGUGACCAUAUAAGAAAGCUUUAUGUUUGCAUGAGUUUUUAAAAGUAGCAUGUUGAAGGGGAACACUUUCUUUAUCUAGAGGUUUUUAUUUCACAAGUCUUUUUUUUAUUCUAUUAUUGUUGAUAUUGAUACAAUUUGGACUGUUCCAUUUUUCAGCAAAAUUUGUUUCUGUGUACUCACAAUAAGAAUAGAGUUUUUUAAAAUGUGUUGUAGUGUGUUAUUUGGGAUUGCUGAUAAUAAAAUGUACAAAACGAC
Oryzias latipes (Japanese medaka) is the source of this 2629-nucleotide messenger RNA. It is a transcript of the gene ppp1r14c, whose product is annotated as protein phosphatase 1, regulatory (inhibitor) subunit 14C. Gene Ontology annotation, cellular component: cytoplasm. Gene Ontology annotation, biological process: regulation of phosphorylation. Gene Ontology annotation, molecular function: protein serine/threonine phosphatase inhibitor activity. The record is from RefSeq and is a predicted model, not a curated record. Lineage: Eukaryota; Metazoa; Chordata; Actinopteri; Beloniformes; Adrianichthyidae.